Messenger RNA from Haemonchus placei, 936 nucleotides. The record is from the annotation of a GenBank genome assembly. Lineage: Eukaryota; Metazoa; Nematoda; Chromadorea; Rhabditida; Trichostrongylidae.
UUGUUUCCAAUAAUUCGAUCUAUUUCAUUAGUCUUCCGUUUACAUAAAGGGCUUUUACAGAAUUCCAACGAACCAGAAGUUCUCCUCAACUUCAAGAAGUUUACCUCAAUCGAAAACUGGCAUGACCGAGAUGCUGACGAUGUCAUACAUUGCACUGGUGGUGGUUCGUUCAAAUAUGCUGAACUGAUGCACAGCUAUUUAGGAGUACAGGUUCAACGAACAGAUGAAAUGACGUCCCUAAUCCUUGGUUGUGAUUUCCUUCUGAAAAACAAUGUGGACGAAUCAUUCACCUACCAUCAUGAAGCUGUAGGAAUAGAGAAGUAUCAGUAUAAACCGAUCACAGCUGAUUUAGUCUAUCCAUUCCUAUUAGUGAACAUUGGAACUGGAAUCUCGGUUUUGAAGGUAGAUUCGCCUACUCAAUUCCAAAGAGUUGGAGGUAGUUCGAUGGGUGGAGGCGCGUUUAUCGGUCUCGGCAACCUACUUACCCAAGCUCAAAGUUUCGAUGAGCUCUUGCUGAUGGCGGAAAAGGGCGACCAUCGAAGAUGUGAUACAUUGGUUUGCGACAUCUAUGGCGGCUCGUACGACAACCUGAAUCUUCCUGCAGAUCUGAUUGCCGGCUCAUUCGGUAAAUGUAGUCGAAUGGGUAAGCGUAACGCUCGAGGCGAUCAGGAACAAGCUUCUGAACAGGAUAUCGCAAAAUCACUGUUGCUUAUGAUUAGCAAUAAUAUCGGGCAGAUGGCAAUGUUGUAUGGUAUGCGGUUCGCUAUGAAACGAAUAUACUUUGGCGGGUUUUUCAUUCGGAAGCAUCCGAUUACUAUGCGAACGUUGUCGUAUGCUAUUAAUUAUUGGAGCAAGGGUAACAUGGAGGCUUUAUUCAUGAAACACGAGGGAUAUCUUGGAGCUGUUGGCGCGUUUCUGGACACAAAGGACUCCUAA